UAAGAAAUACAUACUUGUCCAUUCUGCGUGCGUGACUAGGGUUUUUAUUUUUGAGAUCGCUGCUGCUCUUGCAUUUCCCCCAAUCUCAAAUCGAAGCCAUGGGUCACUCCAAUGUCUGGAAUUCUCACCCCAAAACCUACGGACCUGGUUCCCGCACCUGCCGUGUGUGUGGAAACUCUCAUGGAUUGAUCAGGAAGUACGGACUCAUGUGCUGCAGGCAGUGCUUCCACAGCAAUGCCAAGGAAAUCGGUUUCAUUAAGUAUCGUUGAAGAUUGUCCAUCUAUGGUGUUGCAGUAUUGCUGAUGUAUCAGCAUUCACAUGUUCCAAUGUUUUAGAUUUUACAUUGUCAUGUUAAUCAUGCCAGGAUGAUUUUAAUUUUUGAAGAACUUAUUUUAUGUUUUUUAGUUAAUUAUGUCUGUUAUCAAACUUGAGUUCUGAGAAUAUUAUAUUUACUUUACAACUUUGUUGUGGAAUUGCUUUCAUUUUCCUUUCAUAA
This is a messenger RNA of Vicia villosa (hairy vetch), 496 nucleotides long. Its product is annotated as small ribosomal subunit protein uS14z/uS14y/uS14x. Gene Ontology annotation, cellular component: cytosolic small ribosomal subunit; ribosome. The record is from RefSeq and is a predicted model, not a curated record. Gene Ontology annotation, molecular function: structural constituent of ribosome; zinc ion binding. Gene Ontology annotation, biological process: translation. Bases 99 to 269 code for a protein of 56 amino acids. NCBI's taxonomy places the organism in Eukaryota, Viridiplantae, Streptophyta, Magnoliopsida, Fabales, Fabaceae. The transcript is spliced from 3 exons.